UUAUAAACAUGUUGCUAGGUUACCAAAUUAUACCGGAAGACCAUAACUUCUCCGUAAAGGUAUUAUUUUAAGCUAUACUACGGCUAUUACUGAUUCGCUUUUUGUUAGUAAAGGGUGAGACAUUCCGGAGACCCGUCAUUCGAAUUCACUCACAGCAGUGUACGGCUGUUCAGUGUUCUGUUACCAGAGGAGAUUUUUUUAUAUGUGUGACGAUGGUAAUGUAGUCAACGAAGGAAAGAUAAUGGAUCGAUAAUCUGAUUGAUGACGUGAAUUAAUAUGACCGCAGUCUUUCUGAAGCAGUGUAUCAACUUACAUACAUAACACGACCGAGAUACCAACGCAAAUAUGUUUGAUACCACUCGUAAAGAAGACAAUGCAGGCUUGAUUACCAGAAUGGCAUCGGGUUUAGGAAGCAACAAAUAUGGUGCCGUAAAUUACGACGAAUUGCUGUCAGAUGUUCUGGAAAAGAAACUUGCCGCAAACGGUUCCCUCAUCCACAUGCAACGUUUGAAGCACAAGAAUCUGCAGACCAAGGAAGUCAACACGAACCGACAGCAUCAACUGGCAUGGAACAAAGAAUUACUGAAACUAAAAGAUCAGCGUCAUUCUGUAGAAACGGAUUUAGCACGUCUGAUCACAGAGAACUUACAAGAUUCUUCGCCAACACAAUUCGUUUACAAAGAAAUUGAAAACAUCAAAUCGGAAUACAACAAAGGAAUGGUAACUUUUAAAGACCAAACAGUGACACCAGUAUGGAAUUUAUAUGAAGACCUGAAAGUUUGGUUGCGCGAAAAUGUAACUGGCCCCAUUAACAAAACGAAAACGAGGUCAGUGCAGAAGAACGCCAGGGAAAUUAGAGACGUUAUUUCAUCAGUGAAAGAGCAGCAACAAGCGAUUCUGUACAAACUUGACAUGGAACAAAGAAGUCUUGAAGACGAAAUUAAUGAUAUCUGUCGCGAAGUCUUUGUGUCUUUAGCAAAUUCAGAUUGCAUUCAGAAACCCGUACAAGGGAUUCCUUGCGAAGCCAUAAAUUUGGAGUGCCCGGAUGAAGAUCUGAAGAGUCGUGUUUUGAAGGAAUUCCUAGUCAUAGAUGAAAAAUACAAUGACAAGUUCCAGAGUCUGAAAGACAGUAACAAGGACAUUUUAAGGCAUGGCGAAUACGGUGGCUGGAGUGAAGCUGAUCAUCGAGAGUUCGUAUCAAUCCUGGACCAGUAUAGUUCAGAUAAUCCGCAAAAGUCAUGGCUGAUCUUCGACCGACUCAUGAAACAGAUGCCACAAAUAUCCAGAAAAGAAUUGAUCCAGCAUCAGAAAUGGUGGAAUUGCUGGCGUUUUUGCCGCGACCACCGCAGCAAUCUCUUUAGAGCGUGGCAUAGGUUAAAGACUGAGCUAUUCCAAAAGACAUGCAUCAUAUUUGCCGAAGUUUGCCUCACUUACGAACUGGACGAAACCCAGAUGAAAAACAAACAAGCACAGAGGGAGCUCUGUGACCAACUGUAUGAGAAAGUAACAUCUUGGCGUGAGAAUAAAUAUGAGCAGAUGUUACUGGAGAUGAAGCUGCUGGAGAAGAAGUCUGAAGAAGUAGCAAGGAAUGAACGGCAGAAAAUGGAGAAGAUGAAACAAAGGAGAGACCAAACCAAGCAGGAGGUAAUUCUAGAAAGGAGGAGAGAAAGGAGAAAAGAAGGCCACGUGUACACUGACGUCAAUUGCAGUUCUUUUCUCUUUUAUCUUUUACUUGUUUCAGUCAUUGCGGUGCAGCAAUGCUGGGGCACCGCGUUGAAGGGUUUCGUCGAACAAUCGACAUCAGCAAUAAAAUAUCGCGAAAUGGAAUGGUUGAAGAAAAUUCAAGAACUGCAAGAGAAAAAACUAUUGAAAGAAAAUGAAGAAACUGAAAGGCUCUUAAGACUGGAAAUUCUACGAGAAAAAGUUCAAGUGGUUGCAGAAAGAGACCCAGUUCGGUUAUUGAAUGAAACCAAGACAUCCGAUCCACGCUUUCGUUUGGAAGAGAAGCUGCGAGAUGCCGGACUUUUGACAUCCGAGUACGCACGGACCGCACUGAAGAGCAUGGCUCCGUCACAGGCACCGCGUCCUGACAUGCUCUCAACACUGAAUACACUGGAUUAACCUUUCAUUUUUUUUUUCUCUCUAUCACUCUUUCUACCUCUUUACUCACAC
Messenger RNA from Octopus bimaculoides (California two-spot octopus), 2172 nucleotides. Its product is annotated as coiled-coil domain-containing protein 148. Lineage: Eukaryota; Metazoa; Mollusca; Cephalopoda; Octopoda; Octopodidae. The record is from RefSeq and is a predicted model, not a curated record.